This is a messenger RNA of Pedinophyceae sp. YPF-701, 2592 nucleotides long. The record is from the annotation of a GenBank genome assembly. NCBI's taxonomy places the organism in Eukaryota, Viridiplantae, Chlorophyta, Pedinophyceae.
AUGUCGGACGAAUUUCCUCUGCGCUUCGAGGAUUACGAGCUCAUGGGAGAGUGCGGGAAAGGGUUCUCGGCCACCGUCUUCCGCGGCAUCUGCAAGCCGCUCAAUGUCGAGGUUGCGGUCAAGCGAUUCGAUCUCGAGAACAAAGAAAUCAACCUCGAGCACAUUAUGUCCGAGGCCAAGACCAUGAAGAGCGCCAAGCACCCGAACAUCCUGAGACUGUACGCCUCGUUUUCUCACGAGAAGUACUUGUACAUGAUCGAGCCAUACAUCGCUGGAGGAUCGGUGCUGAACGUGAUGAAAUACGCGUACUCGAAUGGAUUGGAGGAGCCACAAAUCGCAUCCAUCAUGCGCGAUGUCCUUCAAGGUCUGAAGUACAUGCAUGGCAACAACAUGAUCCAUCGUGACGUCAAGGCAGGGAACGUCCUCCUCGACACGGUGGAAGGGAACGUGAAGCUCGCAGAUUUCGGGGUUGCUGCGACACUCGAGAGGCAGGGGUCCUGGGGUCACGAUUAUGGCGGGCGGAACACGCUGGUCGGAACGCCGUGCUGGAUGGCGCCUGAGGUGCUCCAGGCUGAUCAGGGCAUUAUCGAUGCAUACAAGCCGCAAGCAGACAUCUGGUCGUUCGGCAUCACGCUGUUCGAGGUCGCGCAUGGCCACGCGCCCUUCCAGAAGCUGUCACCACUACAGGUGAUGAUGCGCAUUUUGAACGACAGCACGUGCAUCGAUCUCGAGGCUGGGGACAACACCUCGAACGACAAGCCGAAGAACUUCUCCAAGCUCUUCAAGGAGGUCGUCUUCUUGUGCCUGCAGAGGGAUCCGGCGAAGCGUCCAUCUGCGGAGAAGCUGCUGAAACACCCGUUCUUCCGAAAUGCAAAGCCGUCAGGACAGACGAUCAAGAAGCUUCUGGAAAACGUUCCGUCGCUCACUGACCGGGUCCAGGAAAUGCUCAGUCGCGAUGACGGGAAGGCGUUCGCUACGAAUCAAGGGAGGGCGAUGCGGUCCGGCACAAACUAUCUUGCUGGCGUCAGUACGUGGAACUUCGACCUUGCCGCCAUCAAAGCUCAAGCUGCCGAACUCGAUCUCGACGCAAUUAUCGAGGGGGAUGACGAAGCUGAAGAGACGGCCAAUCUCGCCCCGCCCGACCAAUCCCUGCCGCCGGACACUCCCACGCUCUCGACUGCCGUCUCUGCUGCUGUGGCACCUGGCACAUCCCCGGAUGCGACGGUCAGCAUCGGUCAACGCAUCAACAGCGAGGGACUGGCCGCGCAAGGCAGCGAGAGUGUUGCUCGCGACCACCCCAGUGAGCAUGGAGCCGAUAGUGCUAGCACGGUAGGGCACAGGGCUGCCCACAGCCAGUCAGUGCCGGACCUCGCGGAAGGCGUCCAGCACCUGCCUCGGGUGCCCUCACAGCCCGUGGCGAUCCAAACUGCGGGCAGCGCGCGCACCGACGCAGUGGCGCACACGGACGCUGCGGAUCCUCGCCAGGCAGCAGCGAGCGGUGCUGGAGAUCAGGAGGAUGCCCCUGCAACCGGGGCAUCGCCGGCACCCAGUCCUGGCACCGGGCGGCCACCGAGGCCAGGAGAGAAACGAGACCGCAAAAAGGCCGGGCGUUUCACAGUUGUGCAGCAGCUGGACGAAGUUCCGAACUCGCCCGAGAUGUCGCAAGGCGCGGCGUACAUGGAACAUGCCCUGCGCUCUCGCGCGCCCUCCUCGCGCAGCCUUGCCGACGUCGCGAGACACGGCACCGACGGCCGGCAUGCGCACGAUGCAGAGGACGCGGAACACACCGCGCACGAGGCCCAGCCCCCGUCGCCGGGGAUGGACGGCCGCGAUCAGAGCGUGGAGAGGGCGCACGAGGGCGGCUUGCCACCGCGACCUCGCGACGGCUCCGGGACCGCAACGCCACACAGCGGGAGAGCGGGGGGACACGGUACCUCUCGUUGGACGGAUGGGCUGGACGACGAAGGGCUCGUUGGGGCUGACGGCCGCGAGCACGGCCGCGAAACUCCCCCGCCUCGUGACGUCGACCGGGCGCCGUCCGGAGGAGCGCGAGGCGGCGCGGCGCCCCCGCAGAAGCGCGGCCGUGGCAGGUUCAAGCUGCUUCCGGACGACAACCCGCAGCCGGGUCGGGACAGGGGCGGGAGUAUCAACAGGUCGAUGUCCGCCGCUGUAUUGGCGCGAAACGGUUCGGCUGUCCCACAGGAUGGUUCGGCAAGUGGAAUGUCGCAAAGCAGCACACCCCAUGCUGCACACAGGGUCGACAUGGCUUCCUACCAAGCUGGUGUGCGCGACGCAUGCAAUCGCUUCCAGCCGCUGCUCCAGGAUCUCCUGGCCAAGGUUGAAGAAAUCACCUCGGUGGCCAAGCUCUUCGAAAGCCAGCUCGCGGAGGCACAAACGUCAGGGCGUUUGCCCGGUCACUGGACAGACACGGGCACGGGCACGGGCACUUCGAAUCGACCACACUCGUUUGCAAGUGGAAACGCCAGCAACGACGACUCGCGACCCCCGAGCCCGGGCCACAUACCCCACGCUGGGCAGGAAGCCCAGCAUGCAGCAGCCAUGGCGCACUUGAAGCACCACCAACACAGGUGA